This is a messenger RNA of Cynara cardunculus var. scolymus (artichoke), 1597 nucleotides long. Its product is annotated as receptor-like cytosolic serine/threonine-protein kinase RBK2. NCBI's taxonomy places the organism in Eukaryota, Viridiplantae, Streptophyta, Magnoliopsida, Asterales, Asteraceae. The record is from RefSeq and is a predicted model, not a curated record. The transcript is spliced from 8 exons. Gene Ontology annotation, molecular function: ATP binding; protein kinase activity. Gene Ontology annotation, biological process: protein phosphorylation. Bases 111 to 1466 code for a protein of 451 amino acids.
UCUCUCUCUCUCUCUCUUCUCCAUUUUCUGGGGUUUCCCCCUCCUCUGUUUUGGGACAUCUUCCGCCAUCUAUACCAGAAUCUUCAGCUUUUUCUUUAUGAUUUGUUGAUAUGAAGAAGGUGAAAGUAAAUAGUUAUUCACCCACUGGUGUUCUUGAAGAUUAUCUGAGAAGUUUAGAAUCUGAUACAAUAUCUUCAAAAGAAAGCACAUCAGGAAGUGAAGAUCAAAAGGCUUCAUCCAAAUGGAUAGAUUUUGUUCAUCUCAUUAGAAGCAAAUCAAAGAGAUGUUUACCAACAUUUCAUCCAAUCAGCAGUGGAUUGCAGUUUUCAAGAAGAUUAAGUAGUAGUUUUAGAGAACAAAUAGGAGGUAUAGUUGUUGGUCAACCAUCAUCAUCAUCAUCAUCAUCUCCAAUUGCACCAGAUAUCAACUAUUUCAAGCCUCAUUGGAAGAACUUUACUUUCUCUCAGUUACAAUCUGCCACCAACAACUUCUCAAAUGAAAACAUGAUUGGAAAGGGAGGUUAUGCCGAGGUUUACAAAGGGGUUUUGAAAAAUGGGCAAAUUGUCGCUGUUAAGCAACUCACACGAGGCCCUAUCGAKGAAAGAACCGCGAGCUUUUUAUCCGAGCUUGGGAUAAUGGCUCAUGUUAACCAUCCAAACUCGGCCAAAUUGAUCGGUUAUGGUGUUGAAGGAGGAUUGCAUCUUGUUCUUGAGUUAUCUCCCAAUGGUAGUUUAGCUUCAUGGCUUCAUGCAUUGAGGGAGAAACUGAAUUGGGACAUUAGAUAUAAGGUUGCUUUAGGAACAGCRGAAGGUUUACUUUAUCUUCAUGAAGGAUGUCAAAGGAGAAUCAUCCAUAGAGAUAUCAAGGCUGCAAAUAUAUUGCUUACAGAAGACUUUGAACCCCAAAUUUGUGAUUUCGGGCUCGCGAAAUGGCUGCCGGAGCAUUGGACUCAUCAUACCGUUUCGAGAUUCGAAGGCACAUUUGGUUAUUUGGCUCCCGAGUACUUGAUGCAUGGCAUAAUCGAUGAAAAGACCGAUGUUUUCGCRUUCGGUGUAUUGUUGUUGGAACUUAUUAGCGGUCGUAGAGCUCUAGAUUACUCGCAACAAAGUCUUGUUUUAUGGGCAAAACCRUUGCUCAGAAAGAACAACGUUCGAGAGCUUGUCGAUCCUUCGCUUGCCGACAAUUGUGACACACGRCAAUUGCACCUCAUGGUUUUGGCUGCGUCUUUAUGCAUCCAACGAUCAUCCAUUCGACGGCCCGAUAUGAACCAGGUUUUACAGCUCCUAAAAGGCCAACAAGACGGAUGGGAGUUCGCAAUAAAAAAUUGUAGACGGGGGUCAUCGUUGAAGAAAAGUUACGAAGAGCUUUUUAGAGCGGAAAAAUGCAGCUUAACACAUCCCAUAAGACGGAUCAAAGGGGCUGAUUCCGGCUUUUCUACUACAACACUUGGUGAAAUUUUGAAGUAGAAAUCAUGUAUUAUGUGCAUAUAUAAACACUCAUGUUUUUUUGCCUAUUAUGCUCUCAUUGAAUCGAAGUUCUUUUAGAACGGUUGUUGAUUCUUGUCGUUUUACGAAUGGAAGAAAAGGUCGUUSAUGAA